Messenger RNA from Rattus rattus (black rat), 937 nucleotides. RefSeq names its product transmembrane 4 L six family member 5 (gene Tm4sf5). The transcript is spliced from 5 exons. The record is from RefSeq and is a predicted model, not a curated record. Gene Ontology annotation, cellular component: membrane. Lineage: Eukaryota; Metazoa; Chordata; Mammalia; Rodentia; Muridae. The coding region runs from base 47 to 637 and encodes 196 amino acids.
GCCAGCUCACUUUCACUCCGCACCUGCCUUUCCGGACGCCUCAGGCAUGUGUACUGGAAAGUGUGCUCGAUGCCUGGGGCUCUCCCUCAUCCCUCUCUCCCUGAUCUGCAUCGUGGCCAAUGCCCUCCUGCUGGUACCUGAUGGGAAGACCACCUGGACGGAUGGCAACCUCAGCUUGCAAGUUUGGCUCAUGGGCGGCUUCAUUGGAGGGGGCUUGAUGGUGCUGUGCCCUGGAAUUGCUGCAGUCCGGGCAGGGGGGAAGGGCUGCUGCGGUGCAGGCUGCUGUGGGAACCGCUGCAGGAUGCUGCGCUCUGUCUUCUCCUCCGCCUUUGGGAUACUUGGUGCCAUCUACUGCCUGUCAGUGGCAGGAGCUGGGCUCCGAGUGGGACCCAAAUGCUUAAUAAAUAACAAAUGGGACUACCACUUCCAAGAAACCCAAGGCGGUUACUUGCACAAUGACACUCUUUGGAAUUUAUGUGAGGCGCCACCUCACGUGGUACCCUGGAAUGUGACACUCUUCUCAAUUCUGGUGGUCGCCUCAAGUCUGGAAACGGUGUUGUGCGGAAUACAGCUGGUGAAUGCGACCUUGGGCGUGUUGUGUGGCGAUUGCCGGAAAAAGGAGGGCUCAGCUCACUGAGUUCCAUGGGCCACCCCUAAUACCUCAUUUCUGGAAGUCGGAGCGGUCACCCACUCCCCUGGGUGGCUAGAAAAAAAAAACCUUAGUGGAAUAAACAGCCCUGAGCACCCUUCCCCAGUUCUGGUUCAGCCUUCGGAAGGAAUGUACAUGGGCCUCCAGAGAUAUGUGUCUAGGCUUGGGGCUUCUAUUUGUACCCUACUCCACCCCCCGGCUGGUUAUUCUCUUAACAACAACAACAACCACAACAACAACUUAUUAUUAUUGUUCUGGAAAUAAAAUUAUGCGCUCUCAAGGAAAUUA